AUGGCUUGUGCUUUGGAAGACCGUCGGUUUACUCAACCGAUGAAGUACUUCCUCACCGAGUCUUUAUUGCAAAUAGUGUACAUGCAUGUAUGCAGUACAUCAGCAUACUAUUUUCUCCGGCCGGCUUAUUAUAAGGAAGGUGCCGAGAAGAUUGUCAACGGGCUUCGGAAGCAUAUUGAGGACCAGAGGAUGCUCGAAAGCCUCCGGAGUGCGGAUGAGCCGUGGCCGCAACAGAUCACCAUGCAUAACCACUUCGAUCAUGAGUUGGAUGUAUGCAGCCAUGAUCGAUAUCAGGGCAAGCCAGUGGUGAAGAUGGCUGAGAUAGAGGACGGCGCAGUCGGCGAGCCAGCGCUUUUGACGAACUUUCAUUUGCUCAAGGCCUACAUUCCGGCGGUUGUGGAUGAUAAAGGUGUGCCGAAUCUUGCCGACCACAAGGUGGCCUUCCUGCACAUCUCCGCGACAUACAACCUGCACCCCCAAGUCCGCACGAAGCGGGGCGGAAAGGCUGAGGUGAAGGACUGGGCCCAUGCAGAGGCGGUGAAGCUCAAAGGACUUCUGUCCGCUUUGCAGCGGCUCACUCGUCGCACAUUCGAUGCGAAGAAUACGAAGACGCUGAUCUUGAAAAAACUCUUCGCGCAGAGAAUCGGGUGGAUGGCCCACCCCGAGCCCGAGCCCGAUAGCCGUGCUGUGGUACCUGCUGAUGAAGCCGAUGCCGGUGCUUCGGAUGCCGACAGCAUCUUGCUGGGUCUCAGCCCAUCCAUGGAGGAUGGGGAGGCUCCGGAAGCCGGAGCUCCUGCAGCAAUUGCGGAUGCUGCAAUGGAUGAUGAGGAUGACGAUCUAAUGCCCCGUAACUUGGAUGCGGAGCUGGAGGGACUGGUGCAUCAGAUUCUCUGUGAGAAGCAAAAUGACUCGAAAGAUCUUGAUGAUGAUGACAUGGCAGCGCUGCUAGCGGCAUCCGACUCUGAGUCGGUACCCGACCCACAGACCUACUUGGGGCCAGAAGCACUAGCAGAGCUAGAGGCUAUGGAGCGCGAACGGGCCGAUGAGCUCUUCCUCCUUGCCUUCCAGGGUGAGCUCUGCGGGAUCAGGUUCCAAGACCGUGCGCCGCUGUUGAGUGAGAGGCUUGCACUACCAGAUGAGCUUCAAGAUCUACUCGAGCUAGAUGAGGAUGCCCAGGGCAACGAUGUGCGGGAGAAGCAGAAGCAGGUGAAAGCCAGUCACCAGCAGAAGCACCACGAAGUCAAAGCAGCAGCGAAGGCCAAGGCCGGGCAGAGGAAGCGGAAGGCACCAGAUGCAGCAGAGCCAGACCUGGAGACAAGAGUCACGCCGGAGGGUCGAAGAACCAGGGCCCUGGAUGCAGCUGAGAGCGACAUGCGAAAAAAACCCCGGGGCCCACGCAACAAGCGAUCAAAUGUUGCUGGCGCCGGUAUGAGCUCGAAGCCCAAUGUGCCGGAGCCAGCAAGUGUUUCGGAGCAUGAUGUGCCGGAGCCAGCAAGUGUGUCGGAGCCCAGUGUGCCGGAGCCAGCAAGUGUGUUUGAGCCCAUGCCGGAGCCAGAAAGCGAGGAGGCAAGAGAUGUGCCGGAGCCAGCACCAGCAGGUGUGCCGGAGCCGGAGCCAGCAAGUGAGCCAGAAACAGCAGCUGAGGCAGCACAGCGUGCUGCUAGGGCAGCAGCUUUGAGGAGAGCAGCAGACCGCCGGCAGGUGAUGGCAGACAACCAUGCUGCCAUGAUCCGCAAUCUGCCUAACUUGGUGGACCUGCAACCGCCCCUAGGCUUCACUUCAAAGUGCCGUAGCUGCAAUCGAUCAUGA
Messenger RNA from Symbiodinium necroappetens, 1809 nucleotides. Lineage: Eukaryota; Dinophyceae; Suessiales; Symbiodiniaceae. The record is from the annotation of a GenBank genome assembly.